AUGAGUUUUAGGGGUAACCUAAGAGGAGGCCGUGGAGGUAUGCGUGGAGGCCGUGGUAACGGACGUCCUAACGGUCGUUUUGUUCCACAAGGUCCUCCUGACACUGUGCUAGAAAUGGGACAAUUUAUGCAUCCUUGUGAAGGUGAUAUUGUUUGCAAGUCGAUCAAUACCAAAAUUCCCUACUUUAAUGCGCCCAUGUAUUUGGAGAACAAGACUCAAGUCGGUAAAGUCGAUGAAAUUUUGGGUCCAUUAAACGAAGUGUACUUCACCAUUAAAUGUACUGAAGGUGUGCACGCAACCAGUUUCAAAGAUGGUGAUAAAUUUUACAUUGGUUCUGAUAAACUUUUACCCAUCGAAAGAUUUUUACCAAAGCCUAAGGUUGCAGGACCACCAAAGCCAAGGAAGAAGAAAGCUCCAAUGAGAGGUGGUCCUUCAUUCGGCCGUGGUGGCUCUUCAUUCGGCCGUGGUGGCUCUUCAUUCGGCCGUGGUGGUCCCUCAGGCGGUCGCGGUGGAUUCGGAGCUAGAGGCUCUUCUCGUGGUGGUUUUAGAGGUGGUGGUCGCGGUGCUAGCCGUGGCGGUUUUGGCAGAGGUCGUGGUGGUAAAAGAUUUUAG
Molecule: messenger RNA, 612 nt
Organism: Zygosaccharomyces rouxii
Lineage: Eukaryota; Fungi; Ascomycota; Saccharomycetes; Saccharomycetales; Saccharomycetaceae
Gene: GAR1
Product: H/ACA snoRNP pseudouridylase subunit GAR1
Exons: 1
Coding region: 1-612 (203 amino acids)
Biological process (GO): ribosome biogenesis; snoRNA guided rRNA pseudouridine synthesis
Cellular component (GO): box H/ACA snoRNP complex
Molecular function (GO): box H/ACA snoRNA binding
Source: RefSeq, a predicted model, not a curated record